AUGGAUGAAAUCACCGAAGACGCCAUCGUCAACCGCAACGAACCCAUCCCCGUAACUUCGGUCGGGCAGCAAUCCCACGGCUCUUCCUCCGCUGAAACUUCGGCGGGUCACCGACGCUCCACCUCGAGCAGCGGUCCCUCUCUGCAGGAUAAAUUAUUUGCGAAGCUUCUUCAACAAGUCAUUCCCGCGGAGGACGUGGACGAUGAAUCUACAUCGGCCGACCGACAUGCCGGUGCCGAUGCCAAGCGACCCGCCUUCAGUCUACCGGUGAUGGCGAACAACUUCCGCAGAUUCAAUGCCAGAAUCGGGAUCGUCUUCUCCUUCCAGAACCAACUGGAGCGCCUGUUCAGUUGGAAACAAUCGUCUCAUACCUUUUCAUUCCUCUUUGUAUAUUCCUUUGUAUGUCUGGACCCUCAUUUGCUCGUCAUCAUCCCAAUCGCAUCGAUCUUGCUCUUUGUGAUGGUUCCCGCCUUUUUGGCGCGACACCCCCCGCCCCCGUCGACUUCUACGUCGAGCAUUACGCCGUACUACUCGUACCACGGACCAGCGCUUGCGCCGGCAAAGACCAUCAAGCCAGCUUCGGAGACUUCCAAGGACUUCUUUCGGAACAUGAGAGACUUGCAGAAUGUGAUGGCCGAUUUCUCUGAUAUGCACGACGCGACUGUCUCAGUCUUUGCGCCCUUGACCAACUUCUCAAAUGAGAAACUAUCCUCGAAUGUUUUUCUUCUGUGCACCAUCAUCACCGUUCUGCUGUUCAUAUGCGCCCAUUUCUUCCCGUGGCGGUACAUCCUUCUAGUUGGCGGUAAUGCGGCCGUCCUAUCCAGCCAUCCAAGUCUUCAGGACUUUAUCCAGGGUGUGAUAGGUGAACUUGCGGACCACACCGCGGAUCAAUCCUCCGGAGCCAACUUCGUCAAAAAGGACGCGUCGGAUUUAUUGGGAUUACCCCCUACGCCGUCCGCCACUAUGUCUCUACUGGGCUUAUUAACCGAUAUCUCCCUGGAUUCAUUCCCGGAGGAACGGGAAGUCGAAAUCUUCGAAAUCCAAUAUCGAUCUCUUGCCCCGUUCUCCGAAUCGCAAUGGGAGCACUUCGUUUUCAGUCCGAUGCCUUACGACCCGUUAUCCCCACUCCGCAUCGCAGGCGACCGGCCAAAGGGAUGUCGGUUUUUCGAGGAUGUUCGAGCCCCUCGGGGCUGGGCCUGGAAGAGUAAGAAAUGGGAGCUGGAUCUGGAUUGUCGCGAGUGGGUCGUGGAGCGCAUGAUCACAGGUGUCGGAUUCGAGGUGUCGGCAAGCGACUCGGAAAGCCCUAUGUCUAAUGAGGAGGUUGGGGGCUGGGUUUGGGAUCUUCCGUCCACGGUGUCUCCUAAGAAUGAGGAAGAAAUGACCACGACUUUGGGGUAUGACGACUACGAUCCAUCGGACCAGAAGUCCACCUCGAAGGGGGAGAGCAAGAAAGGAAAGAAGAAAGGGAAGGGACGAGCUGCGCAGGACUACGAAGAGAAGGGGGGUAUUGGAGCCAACGCGAUGGGAGAAUGGAGGAGAAGACGAUGGGCUCGGAUUGUGCAGCGAGUUAGCAUGCCAACUGAGCAGGGGAAACCUCCAAGCUUGGACCAGGUCAAAGAGGAGUAG
Molecule: messenger RNA, 1626 nt
Organism: Aspergillus melleus
Lineage: Eukaryota; Fungi; Ascomycota; Eurotiomycetes; Eurotiales; Aspergillaceae
Gene: PEX29
Product: PEX28-32 family peroxisomal membrane protein
Exons: 3
Coding region: 1-1626 (541 amino acids)
Biological process (GO): peroxisome organization
Cellular component (GO): peroxisomal membrane
Source: RefSeq, a predicted model, not a curated record